Ectocarpus sp. CCAP 1310/34 is the source of this 5408-nucleotide messenger RNA. Lineage: Eukaryota; Phaeophyceae; Ectocarpales; Ectocarpaceae. The record is from the annotation of a GenBank genome assembly.
UUCACAUCGAGUCACACCCCAGCAGCAGCAUGGCGUCCGCCACGAACUACCUGAAACAAGGAUACGUCCCGUUUAGCGGGAAGCCGGAAGAUUUCCACGGCUGGAGUGGCCUGUUCUACUCCAUCAUGGAUGAGCAAGGAUUAGGCGACAUCAUGGCUGGGACGGAGACCGCCCCGGCAUCGGCGGCCAGCAGCGCGGAUUCGGAUCGUGCUGCGUUCGACAGGACGACGCUGGAAUUCAAACGUAAGAACGGCAAACUGUACACACGGUUAAACUUUGCUACGUCCGACUGCGCCGAUGGAUUCUCGAGCACUGCUUCCCAAGUCGUUCGAGCCUUCGGCCCCGCUCGCGUUGGUGAGCAUGGGGACGGACGUGCGGCAUACGUUGCCCUAGAAGCGAAGUACCGCCAGAAGGGCACCUAUCGGAUGCAUGAACUGCAGCGAGAGUUAGGAUCACUUGCGGUCACUGCCGAGGACGAUUACGACCCGGCGCGUGCAAUCCAAGACUUGCGUCGUAUCAGUUCCGAACUCGAGUCACUUGGAGACAAGGUCGUACCAGCCCGCCAGACGCAUAUCUUGUUGAACGCGCUUCCUGACCAGCACUACGCCCAACUUAAGGCCGCGCUGGUGUGCGGACAAGCCGAUGGCUCGGAGUUGGAUCUUGACUUCGAAAAUGUCGCGCACCGAGCGACCGCGUACCAUACACUGCAGAUCAGGGGGAAGGUUUCUGCCCACGGCCGUGCCCACAACACGGUCGUGCACGGGGGUGCACGUAGUUUCCGUAAGCAAGGCGGACGUGGCGGACGCGGCGGACGCAACCGCCAAGGCAAUGGCAGCCAACCGACCGGAGACAACGGCAGCAGCGGCUCCUCCGCCGGAAAUUCCAGAGGCGAUAGCCCUGGAGGCGCGCAAGAUGUGCGCGGGCGAGGCCGCGGCAACAAGUCCAAUAAAGGCGGAAACAAAAGUCACCAAAAGGGCCGAGACCGUCAGGGACGCUGCAAGUACUGCCACAACUCUACAGAGCACGGAUGGGACGGCUGCCCCCUUCGCCUGGAGAACGUGCGAGAGGAUAACGCCCAACAGGCGAAUGCCGCCGCGCCGGAACCGUCCACGCAGGCAUGGUUCACCCGAGUCGAGGAAUCCAGCGGUGAGCCGGAGGACUUUUCCAUCUCGUUUGGAGAACCGCAGGCACUGGAGAUGCCUGCCGCGGCGCUGCCGGAGAAGCGCGCCGCCGUGGGCGUGCAGGAAGGUCUUGUCAUCUACGAUCCGCAGGCACUGGAAAUGCCUGCCGCGGCGCUGCCGGAGGAGCGCGCUGCUGCUGAGGAGGAGGUGCCGGAGGCGCCUGUUGCGGCGCUGCCAGAGGAGUGCGCUGCUGAUGAUGCGCAGGUGCUGGAUGCGCCUGCUGUGGCGCUGCCCGAUGAGCGCGCUGCUGCUGAGAAGCAGGUGGCGGAGGCGCCUGCCGCGGCGCUGCCAGAGGAGCGCGCUGCCGACGAUGAGCAAGUGCUGGAUACCCCUGCUGUGCCGCUGCCCGAGGAGCGUGCUGCUGAUGCUGCUAGUGACGUUCAGGUGCAGAACCCGCUUGCUGAUGCAACAGAUAUAGUUGCCUACACCAGUGUGUACCAGGUUAAGGACGAGUCCGCCAGGAGCACCAUUAUGUUCGUAGACACAGCAGCGUCUAGCCACAUGGUUAGCGCGGAUUCCUACGCAUCUCGCCACGUGACCGAGAAGUCGGACUGCAACGUGAGGAUCAAAGGUUCGUGUGGAACGUCGAGCGCGGCUCAGAAAGGUAUCCUGCGUUUCGGCAUCUCAAACGACCGGAACCAACUCGUCCCGGUGGAGCUACAAGUACUACUGGUUGACAACCUAGGAGCGAACAUCCUCUCGGUCGGAGCCCUGAAGGAAAGGGGGGUGAUGUGCGAUCUUCUGUCUACUCCUCCAGCACUCCGUAGCAGCGAUCAGGCCUUCCCCAUCUCCACGGAGAUUUCGCGGAUGUACAGCGUGAACAUUGUCCUCGACGACAUGAGGAUGGACGGGACCGCGAUGCUGCUCAAGACGAAGGUGAAUGCACACAUGUGGCACCGGAGGAUGGGCCACUGUAAUCCGCGCGCCCUCCAGCAGCUGGCGAGGAAGGAGCAUUCUGGGGUUAAAUUUGACCAAAACAUCGAGUCUGGCGACUGCGAGGUAUGUGCUGUCGGCAACAGCAAGAAGUCUAGUCACCCACCGGCUAACCGACCUCGCGCCGGCACUCGUCUUGCGCUCUUGCACGUAGACACCUGGUCGCACUCCGUAAAAUCUCUCGGUGGACACAAGGGUGCGGUGAUGUUCACGUGUGACAAUACCCGCAUGAGGUUUGGUUUUCCCAUCAAGAGCAAAGAUGCAGCUGCUGAGGCGCUGGAAACUGUUGUCAAGGAGGAAGCCGACCCGGAAGGACUGUGUAUCACCACGCUACACUGCGACGGAGGGGGCGAGUUCAAGGGAAGGUUCGCGGCGCUGGCAGCAUCACUUGGAAUCAAAAUCGAGACCAACGCCCCGUACAUGCCUCAAGGCAACGCCGUCGCCGAGCGUGGCUUUGGCACGGUCGCAGCCAUAACGCGGCGCCUUCUUCUUGGGGCACCUCAUCUACCGGAGAGUCUGUGGGCCGAAGCGUUCCAAUACGCGAUCUAUAUACUGAAUCGCACGCCUACGGACGUCUUGGGCGGCAAGGCACCACUUGAGGUAUGGGAGAACAAACCGCUUGGCAGCUUGCACCACAUCCGCGAAUUCGGUUCGGUAUGCUUUAAGCACGUGGAAGCGGGGGACAGGCCCAACAAACUGGCUGCCAGGGCUGAGAAGAUGUUUCUGGUCGGUGUCAACCCUAAAAGCCGGUCGUGGAGGCUAUGGUCCCCUCGUGACAAGUUUAAGAUCACCAACUCCGCCGAAGUUUCUAUUCGCGAGAAAGCCCCGCGCGACGUGGUUCCCCCCAAGGCAGGGCAUGAUCCGCUGCCAGAGACUCCAAUGAUUUACCAUCCCGGUCCGGAAGAGUCUGAUGACGACGUCGACAGUGUGGUGGAGCCACAAGACGAGCAGAAGGAUAACGAGCCGGAGCCCACGCCUCAGGCGCAAGAGCCGGGCCCCCGUCGCAGCACCAGGAACCCCAAGCCGACUGAACGUCUGAACCUGUUUACCUUUGCCACGGAGGAGGAGGCCUUCGAGCAAGUGGAACGCUCCCUGCUCACCGGAAGCUCGCUUGGCAACAACGGGACUGGCAACCCUGGCGAAGUGGGCUACAGGGCUCCCGACCCUUCGAGCUACGACGAAGCGAUCCGUGGGCAGGAUGCUCUAGACUGGCAAGAGUCCAUGCGGAACGAAAACCAGUCGCUUGUCGACCUUGAUGUGUACGACUGGGUCGAGCCGCCGACGAGUGCCCAGGACCAGCCGAUCCCGUCAAGGUACCUUUAUAAGCGGAAGUACAAGAAUGGCGAGCUUGCUCGACUGAAGAGCCGCGUUGUGGUCCAAGGCUUUCACCAAGCAGACACGGGCGAGGAUAAAGCGGCGCCUGUGGCGUCCAUGGAAUCCGUCCACCUGCUGAUUGCUAUCGCAGCCAAGAAUGGUUUUGGCCUGAAGCAAGCCGAUAUCAAGACGGCAUUCCUCCACGCGCGGGUUCCUGCAAAUGCGAAACCGAUCUACGUCAUCCCUCCGAAAGGGUUCGAGUGCUCUCCGGAACAACAGGGAAAAGUGUGGCGACUCAAGGCGUGGCUCUACGGGCUGCGCCUCUCUCCGAAGGGCUGGAACGGCACCUUCCACGACUUCCUGCUGGAGAUCGGGUUCGUUCAGAGUACGGCGGACCCCUGUCUCUACAUCCUUAACGCGGGAGGGGUCCUCCUUCUCGUGUACGUCGACGACAUUCUUUUGUCGGGAAGCGACGAAGCGCAGGUGAUGCGGGUCGUCGAGCAGCUGAAGGAGCGGUUCGACACAGUGUUCCUGGGAGAUGCACAGUUCCUGCUCGGUAUGGCACUUGAGAGGAACGUCGACGCCGGAACGAUCUUCCUGUCGCAGGAGAUGUACGCGAAGGCCGUACUUGACAAGUUCGGAAUGGCCGACGCGCACUCUACGAAGACGCCUGCGGAGGCUGGGCCUAUCAGCACCGUGGAGGAGAAGGUUUUGUCUCCAGAGGACACGGUGUACUUCCGGUCCGCCACGGGCAGUCUCCUGUAUCUCAGCAGGGGUUCGAGGCCGGAUAUUACCCACUCGGUGAUGGUGCUUACGAAGAGCAUGGCGAAACCGGGUCCCAAGGCGAUGGCAAAGCUGAAGCGGGUUCUCAGGUAUCUAAAAGGGACAACCACUAUCGGGAUCACAUACACCGAAGACGCCGACGGCGGAGACAAGCUAACGGCGUACGCGGAUUCUGACUUUGCCGGUGACCAAGACAAGGGCUACUCCACAACCGGUGUCGUUCUCUAUCUCGCAGGUGGCCCAGUGAUCUGGAUAGCCAAGAAUCAAACGGUGCUGGCCAUCUCCACGUUCGAGGCAGAAGUCGUCGCGCUGUCCAAGGCGUGCCUCAUGGUUAUACAUUUUCGAAAUUUGCUAGAGUCGUUGAAGAUGAAGCAGAAGCAAGCAACAGUAUUGUACGAGGACAACGCGGGUGCCGUAGCGUUCGCAAAGGGUAGCAAAAUCACGCCCCGCACGAAGCACAUCGACGUGAAGUUCCACCACGUCCGGCACCUAGAGGACCAAAACGUGGUAGAUGUAACUUACAUCGACACCAACAGGCAGAGGGCAGACAUAUUGACCAAAAGUUCGGGAGCUGUGAAGUUCCUGCAGAACCGCCUUAUUUUGCUUGGAGUGGCGGAGACCAACAACGAGGCAAAGCUUAGGAAUGUUCGCGCUGCGGAAGAAAUCGAGCACGUCCGGCAGCAGGAAAACCUUCAGGGAAGUCGCACGGCCCAAACCUCAGAUACGAGAAAUGCAACGCAAAAUAUCCUCACCCAGGCGGCUAACAUGGACAUGCAAAUGUCCAUCCAGCAUGACCGCAUCAAGAGCGCCAAGGUCGAGCAGUUGCAGAGGAAGAAGGAGAAACUGCAGAAGGACGAGGACAAGUUCCGGGGGCUCGCGAACGUGGCGUGGAUUGCGUUCCCGGUGACGGCGAUCGUGGCUGAGGAGAGGGAGAGGAACGCCCAGCGAAAGAUCAACGAGGUGGACGCUGAGCUUCUGACCCUCACCAACGUCAACGUCCACAGAAGCUUCGCGAUCUCCGACUCGGUCAGCGCUACCAACCAUGACCGCCGCUGCACCGGGACCGUUGACCCCCAGAUGGAAUCGGUGUACGCUGCACCCCCCCCAGGGUCGACUGUCACCACCACGAGCCGUUCGGCCGCCCCGCCGAACUAUCACGACUUUGUGGGUGGUGUUACCCAGGUCCAUAUCCAGUAG